UAAACAGUUUCUGCAUUACAACUACAACAUUUAAUUUAUAUAAAAUCUUAUUAAAUUUGCAGGAUACAUAUAAAAUAAGUUAGAGAAAUCGUACCACACUUACUUAAAACACAUGAUAACCUAUAAAUAAAACAAUUAUGUGCACAGAGAGAUAUCUAAAGUAACAUUAAAGACAUUAAAAGUUUGAUUUAUAUAAUCAGAUCUAAAUAAGUACCAUUCUGAUGUACGUAAACCUUUACUUUUAUUAUAAGCGGUAACACUAUCCAAAUGCCCAAAUGUUCAUUGAAAAACCGACUACUGCAACUACGGCUGAGCACUUGUGUAACAACAGUACUAUGUUUAGUGGCAAUUAUAAAUUUCUUUUCAUUCUACGGAAAAUACAAUUACUCUCAUAUAAAUCCACAAGACAUACCCAAUCAAUUGUAUAAAGAAAUAGCUUCAAACAUAGUUUUGAAAAAGUCGAAACCAGACUGUGAGUUUGAGAAUAUUUUGAAAAGUACAAAAACUACAGACAGCUGGGAUGCGCCGAAGAAGAAUGAAAACUUCAAAGCCAACAAUAUUGUUAACGGUAGCUAUGUUCCUGAAGAAUGCAACCCAAUGUUCAGUGUGGCCGUGAUAGUUACAUACAGGAACAGACAAAAACACCUGGAUGUCUUUCUACCAUACAUGCACAACUUUUUGAGGAAGCAACAAUUGCAUUAUAAAAUAUACUUAAUUGAACAAGAAGAUAAAAAACCAUGGAACAAAGGCUUGCUUUACAAUAUCGGUGCCAAAAGGGCCAUAGCCGAAAAAUUCCCCUGCCUCAUAUUGCACGAUGUGGAUCUUCUACCAUUAGAUGAAAGCAAUCUCUAUGCCUGCCUGAACAACCCGCGACACAUGAGCGCCAGCAUAGACAAGUUCAGAUACGUCCUGACUUACGAUUAUCUAGUCGGUGGAGUGUUGGCGAUAACGGCGGACCAGUUCGUGAAGGUUAAUGGGUUUUCUAACAGAUUCGAAGGAUGGGGCGGAGAAGAUGAUGACUUUUACGAAAGACUGUCUGCGCACGGAUUCAACGUUGUGAGGUUCCCACCUCGCAUGUCGCGAUAUACCAUGUUGGUUCACCCUCAGGAGCCAAAGAACUCGAGAAGACAUCAAAUUAUGGCCGAAAAUCUCCAUACGAAAAGUCACGACGGCUACGACUCCGUGCACUACCAGACUGUAGACGAAAGACAACAGAAACUGUUCACCCAACUGCGAGUCAAGUUAUGAUAAUAGUUUUACAUAAUCGUAAAUAGAUAAAUAAGUUAAUGCGCGCACGAAGUGGCGGGAAUACAUUCAACUUUAAAAUAAAUAUGUAACGGGGUUCGUGGUGAUGCGUAACGCGAAAUCCUUAAAAGGGGCGCAAAUCAAUAAUUACUUUUUUUUCCUACCUAUGCUGAUAGCCUUGAGACGCUAUUUCAGCUUCGCCUUGUGCAAAAUGCACAAAUGUGGUAAAAUGA
Molecule: messenger RNA, 1478 nt
Organism: Bombyx mandarina (wild silkworm)
Lineage: Eukaryota; Metazoa; Arthropoda; Insecta; Lepidoptera; Bombycidae
Product: beta1,4-N-acetylgalactosaminyltransferase B
Biological process (GO): carbohydrate metabolic process; glycosphingolipid biosynthetic process
Cellular component (GO): Golgi apparatus
Molecular function (GO): N-acetyl-beta-glucosaminyl-derivative 4-beta-N-acetylgalactosaminyltransferase activity; galactosyltransferase activity
Source: RefSeq, a predicted model, not a curated record